Messenger RNA from Brachypodium distachyon (stiff brome), 1782 nucleotides. RefSeq names its product F-box protein PP2-B10. The transcript is spliced from 4 exons. Bases 343 to 1440 code for a protein of 365 amino acids. NCBI's taxonomy places the organism in Eukaryota, Viridiplantae, Streptophyta, Magnoliopsida, Poales, Poaceae. Gene Ontology annotation, molecular function: protein binding. The record is from RefSeq and is a predicted model, not a curated record.
CCCAUCCCAGAAUCAAUAUCGAUGAUGAUCAUAUGCGGUUGCGGAGACCGGCCUACAUAAAUUAUUUCCAAAUUAAUAACCUUCGAAAAUAAAGGUAAAUUAAAAACAACUAAAAUAAAGCCUACGUGCGGCCUUGCAGGAAUUCGCCUGGCCCAUGGACUCUCUCUUCGGUCUCUCCUUCUCAAGUUUUUUUUUUUGACCAGUCUCUCCUUCUCAAGUUUGAUUUGAUUUACGUAGGAUGCACGGUGUCCACUAAGAAAAGAACGUGACAUGCACGGUUCCCCUACCAGGCUUUCCAAUCUAAUGGGACCACCUGCUCCUACAUAGGAACGUCGAUCCCCAAUGGCCCAAUCGAGUCCUCGUCGGAACGUCCAAAAACACACCAUGGAGAUGGAGACGCCGGCGGCGGCCGGCUGCGAGUGCGAGUGCGAGAUCGACCGCCUGCCGGAGGAGCUCCUGGUGCAAGUCAUCUCCCUCACGUCCCCUCGUGACGCCUUCUGCGCCGCCGCCGUCUCCCGUGACUUCCAAGCCGCCGCGGACUCCGACGCCGUCUGGUCCCGCUUCCUGCCCGGCGAACUCCCGCGUUUCGCCAAAGGAGUGCUCCCAAAACCCAAACCCACGACGCCGCCCAUGUCGAAGAAGGCGCUGUUCGAGCGCCUCUCCGGCCAACCGGCCCUCUUGCCGCAAAAAUCCACGCGCAUGCAGCUGGACAGGGCUACCGGCGCCGAAUGGUUCACGCUGUCGGCGAGCGGGAUGCAGAUUUUACGGCGCCGGUACUUCACGACGAUCCGCGUGGACCCAUCUAGGUGCACCACGAGAGGCAGAAGUGUCAGGAUACCAUCUCAAGUUCUCAACACAUACUGCAAUGUGUACAUCGGGUUUUAUUUGGUACAAAGAAAUACUCACCAGUCGGUCACGAACUGCUUCGAGGCCCAGCUGCAGACCACCUUAUGGAAAUCCUGUACUAUCGGUGCCAAGGUCCAGAGCAAGGUGCUCCCCCGAAACACCACCUACGCAGCGUACAUGGUGUUCAAGUUGCCCGGAAAAUUCUACGGGUUGGACUUCCCGUACCAGGAGGCGUCCAUUGCCGUCGGUGGGAGCGAAUCGACGGUCACCCGACAAGUUUGCCUGCAAGGCUAUAUCGACGAUGAGGAUCAGAAACACGUCUUGCCAGGUCAUUAUGGGAUAAUACGCCACCCUGAAGGGGUUCCUCCGGGAGGGGAAGUUGUUUUCCCUCGAAGGAGGGACGACGGUUGGAUGGAGGUGGAGCUGGGUGAGUUCCGCAAUGACGGCGGCGGCGACGACGAGGUGUCCAUGUGCUUGAAGGAUGGACACACCGGGACUAUGAUAGGACUACUAAAUCCUCGGAGGAGUAAGCUUGUGCUGUGGGCCAUUGAGCUUAGAAGUAAGCAACGAAAGACAACCAUAUUGUAUGAUUAAGUAUCGUCCAGGGUGAAGACGACUUUAUUGGAACGAGAUGGUUUAGUUUUUUAGCGGUUCUCAUUUCCUCGUUUUUGCAUUAUUAUUUUUGUUCGAGAAAACGGUACUAAUUAAGUUCUUUAUCACCAAACCGGCAUGUGAUGUGCCUUAUUUUUCACCAAAAAAGAAAUAAAGUUAUUUCAUUACAAAUAAUUUAAAGCCGUACAUGAGAUUCGCUUCAACUACAAAAGGGAUAUGAUGCAAAGAUGUUGAUCAAAAGGCUAUUAAUGUGGACUGAGAAAUAACUAUGUAUAAACUGGCUAUUUUUUUUACAUAAUACGUUUUUUUAAUCAUUUUCUAAAA